Molecule: messenger RNA, 1113 nt
Organism: Anisakis simplex (herring worm)
Lineage: Eukaryota; Metazoa; Nematoda; Chromadorea; Rhabditida; Anisakidae
Source: the annotation of a GenBank genome assembly
AUGAUUCGCCGAAAACUUCAGGAUCUCACAUUAUGUAUAUCUUAUAACGUCACGUUUCUUCAUGAUAAAGCUCACAGUUAUAAAAAUUUCCGUAAACAAUAUUCGAUUUCUGAAGAAAUUGGACGUGGUGGUUUUGGGAUUGUGUAUAAAGCUGAACGUACUGAAGACGGUACUCCAGUGGCCGUGAAAUUUGUUGAACAUCGACACGUUCGAGAUUGGACGACGACUUGUAAACAACUUGUUCCAACAGAAAUAUGCCUUUUGGAGAUGUGUAAUGGAACACCUGGUGUUGUGAGGCUUAUUGAUUGGUUUGCGAAUUCAAAAGGAUUUAUGAUUGUGAUGGAAAGACCGGAAGAGUUUAUGGAUUUAUUCGAUUUGAUUUCCAUUUACGGUUGUCUUGAUGAGACGAUCGCUCGUUCGAUAUUCGUGCAAGUUGUAAAUACCGUUUGUUCAUUAUACGCUGACCAUGGCGUUUUGCACCGCGAUAUUAAAGAUGAGAAUAUAAUCAUAAAUAUGCGCACUGGUGAAGUGAUUCUUGUGGAUUUUGGUGCUGCAACAAUUAUUUCUAAAACUCGUGCAAGCCGUUUCCAAGGUUACGGAACGCGAUCGUAUUGUCCACCGGAAUGGUUCAAACGUGCCACUUAUAUGCCGAUGGAAGCCACUGUUUGGUCAUUGGGCAUUGUUUUGUACGUUAUGGUGACUGGUGCACUUCCAUUUCGAAAUGAAAUACAAAUUUGUCUCGGAAGACUUUCGAUACCGAAAAACAUUUCCGAAGAAUGUGAGCAUUUAAUUCGACGGUGUUUGGUGGUAACACCGGAACGCCGUGCAGAUUUGAUCGAGGUCCGACAGCAUCGUUGGCUGUGUAAGCCAAUCGCGACUCACGAAGCAUCCUUCAAAUGUGUUUUGGAUCGUAAAUUAAGUAAACGACUGUCGAAAACGAAUCGAAAAUUGAAACGGAGUACUUCCUCAACGAUACCGUCGUCAGAUGAUAACGAAUUAUUUCUGAGUGAUUCACAAACUGAUGCCAGCAUUGAUAUUUGUGAGCGAAUUAGGCGCGCUUCUAGUGCAGCUGAUAUCACAGUGGAUAUUCAUAACAGUUCGAACAGAACGUGA